Penicillium bovifimosum is the source of this 4152-nucleotide messenger RNA. Its product is annotated as DNA-directed RNA polymerase. NCBI's taxonomy places the organism in Eukaryota, Fungi, Ascomycota, Eurotiomycetes, Eurotiales, Aspergillaceae. The transcript has 2 exons. Bases 1 to 4152 code for a protein of 1383 amino acids. The record is from RefSeq and is a predicted model, not a curated record. Gene Ontology annotation, cellular component: mitochondrial DNA-directed RNA polymerase complex. Gene Ontology annotation, biological process: mitochondrial transcription. Gene Ontology annotation, molecular function: mitochondrial promoter sequence-specific DNA binding; DNA-directed RNA polymerase activity.
AUGUUAUCGCGCGUGGCUCGUCAAAAUAAUGGGUUACUUCACUUGCGGAAGGCUCAGGCUUUCCGAUCAACGGUUCAUCUGUCCAUAGCACGCUUUAAUUCGUGUUCUAGCAACCGAACGCCGCUUUUGAGUGUAUCAAGCACUUCGGUUCACGAUCGUCCGCAUAAGUUGUCUCCUCAAUCAGAGCGUCAUCUUGCUACGGCCGCCGAGCACUCCAGCAUUGAUUUUGACGAUCAUUCUCCGGAGCUCUCCGACUCUUUCAUGUACAUGCCUUUCGAAAGCUUCGACGCAUCAUCUCUAGUCGUCCUUGACACAACACCAUUAUCACAAUCAAAAAUUUUUCGCAGGAGGCACGGUAUCGGUGGCGACGAGAGAGAGAUGAGGGCCAACCUGGAGGUCUCGUUAAAGGUUGGGCAUUUCGAGCGCGCCGCUUCCUUGAUCAAUCGUCUCGGACAUUACCAUCCGCCGGGUUCGCAGGAAUAUCUUGCUAUGCAUAAUCGCUACCUGAAAACUAUGGUCUCCCACAUGAUCCUGAAUCGCGAUCACAGUAUGGUCCUGCCGCUACAAAAAUGGGUCGAAGUGGAUAUGCCUGCCGGUGGCGUCACACCAGAUGCGAUAACUUUCGCGAUCAUGAUCCGGAUGUCGCUGCGCAUGCUUCACGGUGCGAAACGCGAUAGGACUGUGCGUCGGUAUUGGGAACUUGCCCAAAUCGCACACGUGGAGGAAGAGCUUGUCGGCAUUGAGAUUCUCGAAGACGCAGAUGUCGGUGAACUGUCUAAGAUCUGCUCCUCCGAUUCACUAAACUUGGUUUCCAAGUACAUGGAGUUUCCCGAUUCCACCGAAGCGACAGCCCCCGCCAUUGAUGAUGUCCCUGAGGUACAAGCUGCUGAUGUGCAUGGAUCUGGGUUGAAAUCAUUGAGAGACUCCUUGUCACUCUUCUCGGGUAAUGCUGAAGUGCAGUUACCCCCAGAUUUCCAGGGCACCGAAGAAGAAAAAACGAAGCUACUUGCAGAGUUGCGACAAAAGCGACUCGAGGCCGACAGUCUCUCUUCAGCUCUCGAGCGUUGGCGCGCGGAAACUGCCAAAAAGCAAAAGUCUGGCUUGACAGCCUCUACCGAUUCGAACAAAAUCAGCUCAAUCAUGAGCCAGUGGCACACAGACCUCGUGGCUAGAAUCAAGAAGGAGUUGGAGCUUGUUCAGGACGCACUUAACCGCCCUGUCCUCAGCACUGAGCAAAGGGAUCGCUGUGAAUAUGGUGUUUUCUUGAGAGCUCUCGAUGCUGAGCGGUUAGCUGCUGUUGCCAUCAUGUCUGUGAUGGCUUGCUUCAGUCGUGAAGGUAUGGACAAGGGACUCAGGCUCUCCAACAUCGCUUCCGUAAUUGGAAGGGAAGUGCAGGACGAGGUCAUUGCGGACGAUUAUCUCAAGAAAGCUAAGGCAAUCGAUCCAAAACGUGUCAGCGCCUUGAAGACGGUUCUUGCCAACCGCAAGGACAAGGACGGUCGGAUGCGCUGGAAAAAGCUCGUUGAACAGGUCACUGCAAGCACUGAAUCCGUAGUUUGGGGAUCGCGCGCACAAGUCAGAGUGGGUGGUGUCUUGAUGGGCAUGUUGCACGAAUCCGCAAAAGUUCCGGUUUGGACGAAGGACCCUGCGACUGAUAAGAAAACCUGCACUCUUCAGCCGGCCUUUCAGCAUGCUUAUCAGAUCCACUUUGGAAGACGUGCUGGCCUCGUCCACUUACACCCCCACCUUGUGAAGGUUGUUGCCAAAGAGCCGCCUGCUGAGCUCUUGGCCCGCCACCUUCCUAUGGUUUGCAAGCCCAAGCCAUGGACCGGGCCGAGACAAGGCGGAUAUACCAUUUACGAAUCCAACCUAGUGCGCACUACUCCUGGUGAACUUCUGCAACCAGCCUAUAUCAAAGCUGUCAUGCAGGAGGAUGGGCUUAAGGAGAUUCGAGCGGGUCUUGAUGUUCUUGGCGGCACGGGUUGGAAGAUCAAUCAGCAGGUGUUUGAUGUGAUGCUCGAGGCUUGGAAUGACGGAGGGGCCGUGGCGAAAAUCGCGCCCCUCGAACCGGACCUGCCGGUGCCAGCACCCUUGGAUCGAGAUGCCGACCAUCAAACCCAGAGAGAAUGGCACCAGAAGAUGCGUGAAAUCGAGAACAUCCGCUCUGGAUACCACUCCGUUCGGUGCUUCCAGAACUUCCAACUGGAGGUGGCGCGAGCGUUCCGGAAAGAGGUCUUCUAUCUACCACACAACAUGGACUUCCGCGGAAGAGCUUACCCUCUUCCCCCUUACCUCAAUCAGAUGGGAGCUGACAACGCGCGUGGUCUGCUACUCUUCGACAAGGGAAAAGCACUUGGGGCAGCUGGUUUGCGUUGGCUGAAAAUUCAAAUCGCAAAUUUGUAUGGAUUUGAUAAAGCGAGCAUGUCUGAACGAGAGCAAUUCACUAUGGACCAUUUGGACGAGAUCAUUGACUCUGCCAACACGGGGCUCCACGGACGACGAUGGUGGCUCCAGGCCGAGGACCCGUGGCAGCUUUUGGCAGCGUGUUGCGAACUACGCAACGCUAUGCAGCUCCCCGACCCCACUGAAUAUAUCUCUCACCUUCCAAUCCAUCAAGAUGGCUCAUGCAACGGUCUUCAGCACUACGCUGCCCUGGGUGGUGACAAGGUUGGCGCCCAGCAGGUCAAUCUUGAGCCCUCUGAUCGCCCUUCGGACGUCUAUACGGGUGUUUGCGAUUUCGUCAAAGAGGCUAUUGCGCGGGACGCGGCUAAAGGCGAUCCGUUGGCCAAACUUCUCGAUGGCAGACUUACCAGAAAGAUUGUGAAGCAAACGGUUAUGACUAAUGUCUACGGUGUGACCUUCUUGGGAGCUAUGAGACAGGUCAAAAGACAGCUCAUCGACUAUAUGCCUGAGCUUGAUAUUCGCCAGAGGAACCAAGCAUCGCACUAUAUCUCCCAGCAAAUCUUCGGCGCUCUCGGAACCAUGUUCAAUGGAGCUCAUGAGAUUCAAUAUUGGCUUGGCGACAGUGCCCACCGCAUCACACAGUCCUUGACACCUGAACAAAUCGAGGAGCUAACGCAGAAUGCAAUGGAUUUGAAGCAAAAUGCGAAAAGACGCAACGAAGGCGGUACGACGACGACGAGCGAUCCAGAAAAGUCCUUCCGGUCGACUGUGAUUUGGACCACCCCACUUGGUCUCCCAGUCGUCCAGCCAUAUCGCACGCGCAAAUCCCGCCGAGUCCACACCAGCUUGCAGGAUAUCAGUAUCGUUGAUCCCAGCGCCGACGACGUUGUGACCCAACGCAAACAGCUUCAGGCCUUCCCGCCAAAUUUCAUCCAUUCUCUUGAUGCCACUCAUAUGAUCUUGUCUGCCAAUGCAUGCCAUGAAGCGGGCCUUACAUUCUCCGCUGUUCACGACUCGUUCUGGACUCAUGCCGCUGAUGUCGACCGGAUGAACCACAUCCUUCGAGAUGCCUUUGUUCGUAUGCAUUCCGAUGACAUUAUCGGGCGUCUUGGCGCUGAAUUUAAGGUGCGGUAUGGUAGGAAUCUCUUCCUGGCCAGGGUCUCCCGCACCACCGAAUUUGGUCGGAAAAUCCAUGCGUACCGUUCCAAGCAUCGGCUCACCAGACUCCAAGAGUUGGUUAACGAACACCGACGCCAGACACUCCUUGCAUCUGAGGAUCCAGAAGAUCAGGCCGCGGGUCGCGCUAUGGUGACAGCCGGCAGUAUCUUUGAGGAGUUGGGCGGUACAUCUGAGGACCUGACUGCGUUCAAAACCAUGGGCCGCAACGCAAUCGGACACGUCCCGGAAGAUGUAUCAGCUCUGGAACGGUCAGUGGUCUCAGAUACAAUGGACGUCAACGAUCCUGCCAUCCAGAGCCUGGUGGGCGACCUUGAGAUGUUUGACGGGAAGCCAAUCUCGAAGUCAGAGCUGCAAGAUUGUACGGUCGACGAUAGCCCUGAUGAGGUCUUAGGGCAGAUCGACGAGCCUGAAGAGGUCGACCCAGUUCAGCAGGGCAAGAGCCCCCGAAAGUACAAGAGCAAGCGAGAGAACACUACCUGGCUCUGGAUGCCUCUUACUUUCCGCCCGGUUCCCAAAAAGGGCGACUGGGACUUGACCCGAAUCCGCGACAGCAAAUACUUCUUCUCGUGA